Messenger RNA from Euleptes europaea (tarantolino), 1379 nucleotides. It is a transcript of the gene RNF128, whose product is annotated as ring finger protein 128. The transcript is spliced from 7 exons. Bases 1 to 1233 code for a protein of 410 amino acids. The record is from RefSeq and is a predicted model, not a curated record. Lineage: Eukaryota; Metazoa; Chordata; Lepidosauria; Squamata; Sphaerodactylidae.
AUGCGGGCGGCGUCGCCGGCGGCCCUGCUGGCGGCCGUGGGCGCGCUGGCGUGGCUGGGCCCGCCGCCGGGCCGCUUCGCGACGCUGGCCUCGGCGCAGGCCCUGUGGACGGCGUGGCUGAGCGUGUCGUACAGCCUGCCCGGCAGCAACGAGACCAUCCGGACGGUGGGCGAGAGCGGCGUCUUCGGGCAGGACUCGCCCCUGCGCGGGGCGGCCGGGCAGCUGGUGGCGCCGGACGGGCGCGACGGCCUCAACGCCUGCAGCCCCCUCGCCAACUUCAGCCGGGCGCCUCGCGACGAGCCCUGGCUCGCCCUCAUCCAGCGCGGCGGGGGCUGCACCUUCGCCGAGAAGAUCCGCCUGGCCGCCCAGCGCGGGGCCCUCGCCGCCGUCAUCUACAACUACGCCGGCGGGACGGGCAACGACGUGCAGCCCAUGACCCACCCGGGUACAGGGGAGACCGUUGCUAUUAUGAUCAGCAAUCUUAAAGGGAGAGAAAUCCUUCAUAGGAUGACAGAGGGCUUCCAAGUGACCAUGGUUAUUGAAGUGGGGAAAAAGCAUGGAUCGUGGAUGAACAGCUACUCCAUCUUCUUUGUUUCGGUGUCCUUCUUCAUUGUAACAGCGGCCACAGUAGGAUACUUCAUAUUUUAUUCUGCUCGAAGGCUUAGACUUGCAAGGGCUCAGAACAGGAGACAGAGACAGCUGAAAGCAGAUGCCAAAAAGGCUAUUGGGCGGCUUCAGCUACGUACACUGAAACAAGGAGACAAGGAAACUGGUCCUGAUGGAGAUAGCUGUGCUGUGUGUAUUGAAGUGUACAAACCAAAUGAUGUCGUACGAAUUUUGACAUGCAACCAUCUUUUCCACAAGAGCUGUAUUGACCCAUGGCUGCUGGAACACAGGACUUGUCCCAUGUGUAAAUGUGACAUUCUCAAGGCCCUAGGAAUUGAGGUGGACAUAGAAGACAGAGUGGAGUCUUUCCCACCUACAGUGUCCAAUCAAGCCUCUAACAUCCCAUCUGUUAAUGAAGAAGAUAGCCGUAGUGAGACUGCAUCAUCUGGGUAUGCUUCCGUACAGGGAGCAGAUGAGCCAGCUGUUGAGGAGUCUGCUCCUUCUGAGAGUGACAAUCUCCGUCUUGUCAACAGCACAUCCCAGCCUCCAGCUGUCGAUGUGCUUCCGCACCUUGACAAUCCAGGUUUUGAAGCAGAUGAAAUACAUGCACGUGAUGCAAAGUCCUAAAUGGCUGUUGCAACAAAACCGCUAGCUGCUUUGUCAUGCCAGCAUCAAGCCAUGUCAACUCUGAUAAAGCUCAUGUAGCAGCAAUGUUGCCUUGAUGAUAUUGAGUUAAAAUACACGAUUUGAGAUUGCAGUUACAUGGAAUGACC